Messenger RNA from Ixodes scapularis (black-legged tick), 906 nucleotides. RefSeq lists its product as uncharacterized. Bases 1 to 906 code for a protein of 301 amino acids. The transcript has a single exon. Lineage: Eukaryota; Metazoa; Arthropoda; Arachnida; Ixodida; Ixodidae. The record is from RefSeq and is a predicted model, not a curated record.
AUGGAACUUCGCAAAUGGAAUACCAAUUCCAGCCAACUGCAGAACCUAUUCAAUCAAAAGGAAGGGAACGUCGAUAAUUCACCUCACAUCACGUCAAUCAAGUCCCACGAAGUCAGAAAGGUACUGGGACGGGUGUGGGACAAAACCACAGAUUCCUUCACGUUCUCUAGUGACCAUCUCUUGGAGAUUCUCUCGACAAACAUGACUACAAAACGCCUCGUCCUUAGAGCCUCUGCUAGGAUCUUCGGUCCCCUAGGGUUCCUCUCACCUUACGUCAUACGAGUAAAGAUUUUGUUCCAACGUAUAUGGCAACAUGGUCUGGGAUGGGAUGAAGAACUACCAGAAGCACUACGGCAAGAGUGGACAACGUGGUGCGCCGAGUUAAAGGACUUACCACGCAUCAUGGCUCCGAGACACUUACAGAAUGCGGAUGGUGAGAGCAAGCUGGAGCUUCACGUUUUCACAGACGCCAUCCCUCAGGCUUAUGGUGCCUGUGCCUAUCUUCGCGCCGUGGACAGAAAAGAAAAUGUCAGCGUCACUCUGGUGUCUGCCAAGUCCAGAGUUGCCCCACUUAAGACGCUAACCCUCCCACGACUAGAACUGAUGGGAGCCCUAUUGGGAGCACGCAUGGCUAAAUAUCUGUGUACUGUUUUGUUUGGUGUCGUAGUUACGCUAUGGUACUGGACAGAUUCAAUGAUAACCCUCGGUCGGAUUAAAGGAUCAGCAACUGCAUGGAAACCUUUCGUCGGUAACCGAGUGACAGAAAUACAAGCACUAAGCGAUCCCUCUAAUUGGCACCACUGCCCGGGCAGCGCGAACCCAGCAGACGCCCUAACUAGAGGGAAGACGGUAAUGCAGCUAAGUGCGUAUCAGUUAUGGUGGUCUGGUCCUGAGUGGCUUUCCUGA